GUUUCCUGGCCAGUUCUGCUUUAUAAGGGCUGGAAAUCAUAUUUCGCAGAUACACCCUCCUUUCUCUGGCGACAUGGCUUCUGCUCGUACCGCGCAUCUUGUCCGGACUCCAGAUUUCCAGCGCAUCAGCGACUAUGCUCCGCUGGAGGAACGUAUUGCUCUGACCUAUCGGAGAGCACGGGCUAUUGCGAAGGCAUAUGCUCUCACGGCGGACGAUGUCCUCUACCUGAAGCCGAAGUUUUGGGAGUUGCACAUGGACAACAUUUAUGCUAUGGAUGGUGGCGCAUUCACGCUACUCACAAUCCAGUACAACCUGGCCGCCGGCACGUUGGCUGCAUUCGCAGAAAAGCGCCCCGAGCUUCGUCCUCUUAUGGACCAAGUCAUGAAAUUCGACGUCUCGGCACAGUAUCUACUCACGGAGCAAGCCCACGGACUUGAUGCUCCGAACCUGGAGACGACCGCCACAUUGCUGCCUAAUGGAGAGUUUGAUCUCCAUACGCCACACGACGGAGCACGGAAAUACAUGCCACCAACUGGCCCGUUUGGCGCUAUUCCUCGAGUGGCAGUCGUAUUCGCCAAACUGGUCGCGGAUGGCGAGAACCGAGGCAUCCGUCCUUUCAUCGUCGCGCUGGGUGACGGAAAGCAGACGUGUAAGGGGGUCACAGUGAAAUUGUUGCCGCAGCGUGGGGGUAUCAAACCGGUCGAUCAUGCCGUUACGUCCUUCGAUCAUGUGAGGCUCCCCUCGACGGCCCUUCUGGGCUCCCUUGAGAAACCAAGGAAUCUCCGGGACAACUUCAUCUCCUGCAUCUGGCGCGUCUCCGUAGGUUCCCUUGCACUGGCAGCCAUGGCUGUGCCGCUCCUCUCCGUCAACGCCUACGUAGCUGCGCGUUACAGCCUCCGUCGGACGGUGACCGGCUCCGACGGCGUCCGCGUACCUAUCAUGAGCUUCCGCACGCAACAACUCCCGAUUAUGCAAGCUAUCGCACAGGCAGCGGUUAUCCGGGCCCAUGCGAAGGCCGGGGCUGCGAUCUACAAGGAUACGUCGAUUGACCACCGCGUGCGGAGCGGCGUCGCGGCUGCGGCCAAGGCAUCCAUGACCCAACAUGCAUGGUCAAGUCUCGCCAUACUUUCUGAACGGAUCGGGGCGCAUGGUGUCUUUGAGCACAACAGUGUCCUGCAAUCCGAGUUGCUGAUGCGAGGUAUCAGAAUUGCGGAAGGCGAUGUCCUCGCGCUGAGCAUUCGUCUCGCGAACGAGCUUCUGCUGGGCCGCUAUUCCAUGCCAACGCCAAAGCACCCGGACUGCCUUCUGGCCCGACACGAGAUGGGCUUAUUCGCCGAAUGCCGUGCUCUUCUCGAGAAGGUCGGCGGCAAUCAUCGCCAUGAGAGUCUCUCCCGGCUGCUUCUCCCUCGCUGCCUGCCUCUGGUGCAAGCCAUGGGACACCGCAUGGCGUACGAGUCGGCUCUCGACGGUGGCGUCGACAGGCCACUGGUGGAUUUGUAUGAGUCCGAGAUCGUCCUGUUCGACUCUGCUUGGUACGUCGAACGCGCAAAUCUCCCCCGAUGGGCGCAGUUCGAGAUGGAGGACAAGGCGCUGAGUGCUGCGAUGCCCCAUCUCGAGGAGUACCUCGCAAAGACGGGCGCAGAGCCGUACGCCACGUCGCCCAUCCUCACUGAAGAAAGCUGGACGGCAUUCAUCAACGAACUGCCCGUGUUCAAGGGCAACGCCGAACUCUCGCUGAUCUCCUCGCCGCCUACUUUGGCCCCUGCGCCUCCAGUUCAGGCGCACCUUUGAACCGUCGUCCAGUCUCGUACGCUGUGAAAACGUCGCAUUUGCCAUGAUAGGAAUCCCUUUCCUCCCCUCUCGGAUGUACUUAUAGAUAUGUAAGUUAGAUUAUCUUGCACGCCAUAUUAGCCAUGUUCACAAGUAUGCACCGUUAUACAUGUCCAUUCCGCGCGUUCACCCUCUAUGAGUUGGCCUGUUGGCUAGACGUUCGAACGUUUUGGACAUGGCGUGUUGCAUGAUGUGCGUUGUGUCGCCACAGGAGCUAAUUCAUAUAUGGCGAAAAUGGCUGCCUCGCGCCUACGAGACACCUUCCCAC
This is a messenger RNA of Laetiporus sulphureus 93-53, 2099 nucleotides long. RefSeq names its product acyl-CoA dehydrogenase NM domain-like protein. Gene Ontology annotation, biological process: lipid homeostasis; fatty acid beta-oxidation using acyl-CoA oxidase. Gene Ontology annotation, cellular component: peroxisome. The coding region runs from base 74 to 1792 and encodes 572 amino acids. Gene Ontology annotation, molecular function: FAD binding; fatty acid binding; acyl-CoA oxidase activity. The record is from RefSeq and is a predicted model, not a curated record. The transcript has 7 exons. NCBI's taxonomy places the organism in Eukaryota, Fungi, Basidiomycota, Agaricomycetes, Polyporales, Laetiporaceae.